Molecule: messenger RNA, 2126 nt
Organism: Eucalyptus grandis
Lineage: Eukaryota; Viridiplantae; Streptophyta; Magnoliopsida; Myrtales; Myrtaceae
Product: protein ASPARTIC PROTEASE IN GUARD CELL 1-like
Exons: 2
Coding region: 312-1796 (494 amino acids)
Biological process (GO): proteolysis
Molecular function (GO): aspartic-type endopeptidase activity
Source: RefSeq, a predicted model, not a curated record
GCUCAUCAAAAGAGAGAGAGCAGCUCCUCCCCCCCUAAUCAAAGCAAAAACAUGCUCUCAAAGACACUCUUUAGCUUUCCCUUUGUUUUCCCCACCAAUUAUCACAUCGCCUCAACCCCCACAACAAAAGAUAACAAAGUUAGGUCCCAAACACCCUUUUCACAUUCAAUGCUUUUCAAACCCUGUGUCCCUCUCUCCCUCUCCGAUUUCAGAUAAAUAAACGCCAUUCUCCACCUCUGUUCAUCCAGCUCUCUCUUCCUUCUCCGAGCAGAACGAGAGCGCAACCCUAGAAAAAGGAAAAACAAAGAAAAAUGAAGCGAGUGUAUGCAAAUCUCGCCCUCUUAUCUCUCUUGUCCAUCUCCUUCAGCUUCUUCCUCCCGACCGCCUUCUCUAGGACGAAAUUGCCCUCUCCCACCGCGACCCUCGAUGUCUCCGGCUCGCUCCAGAACACCCGGGGAGUCCUCUCCUUCGAUCCUCAGUCCCAGACAUCCUUCUCCGAGCAAGAGCAAGAGCAGCGUCAGGAACAGACGUCGUCGGGCUCGUUCUCCGUCCGACUCCACCCGAGGGAGUCCCUCGUGAGAACCCCAUACAGGGAAUACAAGGCCCUCGUCCUGGCCCGGCUCGGCCGCGACUCCGCCCGGGUCGACGCGCUCGCCUCCAAGCUCAACCUCGCCCUCAACAACGUCACCCGGACCGACCUGACCCCGCUCCGGACGGAGAUCCAGCCGGAGGAUCUGUCGACCCCGGUGUCCUCCGGCACGAGUCAGGGCAGCGGCGAGUACUUCUCGCGCAUCGGCGUCGGCACUCCGGCGAAGCAGUUCUACAUGGUGCUCGACACCGGGAGCGACGUCAACUGGCUUCAGUGCCAGCCGUGCACCGAUUGUUACCAGCAGACCGACCCGGUGUUCACCCCUUCCUCGUCGUCCUCGUACACGGCUCUCACCUGCGAGUCGCCGCAAUGCGGGUCGCUCGAAGUCUCCGCUUGCCGCACUGGCAAGUGCCUCUACCAGGUUUCGUACGGCGACGGGUCGUUCACCGUCGGCGAUUUCGUGACUGAGACGGUGUCGUUCGGCGACUCCGGGAGUGUCAACGACGUGGCUCUGGGAUGCGGGCACGACAACGAGGGGCUCUUCAUGGGCUCGGCGGGCCUGCUCGGGCUGGGCGGCGGCCCCCUGUCCCUGACGAAACAGGUAAAGGCGAGCUCCUUCUCGUACUGCCUGGUGGACCGCGACUCCUCCAAGUCGUCGACCCUGGAUUUCAACUCGGCCGCGCCCGGCGCCGAGUCGGUGUUCGCCCCGCUGGUGAAGAACGGCAAGGUGGACACGUUCUACUACGUGGGGCUGACGGGGAUGAGCGUGGGAGGGAAGACGGUGUCGAUCCCGCCGUCGCUGUUCCAGAUGGACGAGUCCGGCGACGGCGGGAUCAUCGUCGACUCGGGGACGGCCAUAACUCGGUUGCAGACCCAGGCGUACAACUCGCUCCGCGACGCCUUCGUCAAGCUCACCCCGGACUUGAAGUCCACCAGCGGAGUGGCCCUCUUCGACACGUGCUACGACUUCAGCUCCCUCUCCAGCGUGCAGGUCCCGACGGUAUCGUUCCAGUUCACCGGCGGCCGGUCCUUGGCUCUGCCGGCCAAGAACUACCUGAUACCGGUGGACUCGGCGGGCACCUUCUGCUUCGCCUUCGCCCCGACGACGUCGUCGCUGUCCAUCAUCGGGAACGUGCAGCAGCAGGGGACGCGCGUCACCUUCGACCUGGCCAAAUCGCGCGUCGGGUUCACGCCCAACAAGUGUUAGGAAACCACUAGAUUCUGGGUAACCAUAGGCAUAUGGAGAAUUUACUGCUUUACCCCUCUCAUAUCUCACACAGAGGGUGUAUUUGAUUUUUUUUUUUUUGGGUUUUCUCGAGCUUUAAAUUUGACGCUAUUAUAGGGUAUUAUUAAUGUCGUUAGGGGAUAAAGUAGUAAAUGCUGAUUUGCCUGGUUGGUGGGCGUAUGAAACAUAUGGACCCCACCAAAAUAAGUGCAAAAGGACGUUUGUAAUUUGUAUUUGGCGUGAGUGAGACUCUGAUAAUUUAAUGUUCAUUAUUAUGGCGCAGGGAUAGUAGGUGGGCGCUUGUUUGGUAAA